AUGAUGUCAAGUACAUUUAUAUUUCGUACCGGGAAUCGAUUUAGAAAAUUAGAGUCUCCUAGCUUUGUGAAAGUGUCAAAGAAGGUUUAUGAUCAUAAUUAUUCAGGAACGCCAAUCAUUAAUCUGCAAAUCUUAUUAAGAAAUAUUUAUAACGGUGACACUUUAAAAGCUUUUGGUAGAAGCAAAGUUGCGGUAGCUAGCAUAUUGAUGCGGGCUUUGUCAGUAAAGAGUGUUAUUAACGCUAGUUCGGUUAUAUUAUAUCAUGUGGCGUUACUAUUUGUCUUCACAACUUUCAGUGCGGUAUCAGCGCACCCGAUAAGCAGUGCUACUCAAGAAGUGGCGGGUUCUGAACCACCCUUAACUAUUCUUAUUUCAUAUGAUGGGUUCCACCCCUCAUAUGUCAAUUCGAAAAGUACUCCUUUCAUGCAUUCGUUGUUAGUAGGAUACCAUAAUGAAAGUGGCGUGAUGACAGCGCCAUAUAUGCGCCCAAGUUUCCCAUCAGAGACGUUCCCCCAGCACUGGACUUUGGUUACGGGUAGACGGCCUGGCUCCCACGGGUUGGUAGCAAACCGCUUCUACGAUGUAGACUUGAAAAAGACAUUUACAUAUACCAAAUCUCCACAGGACCCUCGGUUUUGGAUGGGCGCUGAUCCUAUCUGGUAUGUUGCUCAGAAGGAUCUCCGUAAAUCUAACUACAAGGUUGGUGUACAUUUCUGGCCAGGCUCAGAAGCGGUGUAUGACGAGCCAUACCAAGAGAAGGAGUUCAGGGUGCCAUAUAUUUUUGACAAGUUUGACCAAUUCGAAUCGAUGGAACAAAAAUUGGGAAGAUUGUUUGAACUUGUUGAUAUGCCUCCUCAAGAAAAACCCAACAUGAUUUUAACGUACGCUCCCGAAGUUGAUUCGGUUGCCCACGACUACGGAAACUCGUGGGAUCUCCCCUUGUUACAUGACGCCUUAACAAAAGUGGAUGAUUUUUUGAAGAAUGUCAUGCAGGGACUUCACGAUCGUGGAAUUGCAGGUAAUACCAAUGUUAUCGUGGUGAGUGACCAUGGUAUGGCGCGGCUUUCAAAAGAAAAGAAUAUUUAUUACUUAAAAGAUUACCUCUCUGAGGAGGAGUAUAAUCGCAUUUCGCAUAUUAGCGGGGCAGUGAAUACCGCUAUUCAUAUUAAAAACGAAGACCAUGAUGUUAGAAAUUUGAUAGAUUUUUACUUUUUAUUGAAGGAGAAGUUUGCUGACUUGCCCUUCGACGUUUACUUGAGAGAAGAGAUCCCAUUGAGAUAUGAGUACCAGGGCAAACACAAUUCAAGGAUCGCGCCUUUGUGGAUCAUGGCGCGCCCUAAUAAUUACUUAGAUGUGUCAAACAAGAAACCCGCGACGCCUGAAAAAGGUGAAAUGGGGUCGCAUGGAUAUGACAAUCGUCACGUUGACAUGCGGGCUCAUUUUAUCGGAAUUGGACCAUACUUCGGCACGGAUAAUAAAACAAGGUAUCUAGCUCCUUUUGACAAUAUUGAAGUAUUUCAAUUAUUAUGUGACAUGAUUAGAAUACCGGAGCGUCGCCCAUCAGAUGCCACUUGGUCAUGGCCUUUUAGUGGAAUGUCCGAGGCAGAAUGGGAUUCGAUAUCUUUGCCUUCCGGCUGGUGUGAAUAUAACCCAUAUCUAGAGAAAAGAUACAAUGGCAGUACAUUUAAUCUCUUGUGGAAUUGUGCCAAGCCGAACGACGAUGCUUUCAAUGUUAUCUCUGCCCCUGACAGCAACAUACCGAGACGCGAGGGUGUUUUAUCCGCACUGAAUAUGUGA
Eremothecium sinecaudum is the source of this 1797-nucleotide messenger RNA. RefSeq names its product nucleotide diphosphatase/phosphodiesterase NPP2 (gene NPP2). The record is from RefSeq and is a predicted model, not a curated record. The coding region runs from base 1 to 1797 and encodes 598 amino acids. NCBI's taxonomy places the organism in Eukaryota, Fungi, Ascomycota, Saccharomycetes, Saccharomycetales, Saccharomycetaceae. The transcript has a single exon. Gene Ontology annotation, molecular function: nucleoside triphosphate diphosphatase activity; ribonucleoside triphosphate phosphatase activity. Gene Ontology annotation, biological process: nucleoside triphosphate metabolic process.